Messenger RNA from Fraxinus pennsylvanica, 1020 nucleotides. The record is from the annotation of a GenBank genome assembly. NCBI's taxonomy places the organism in Eukaryota, Viridiplantae, Streptophyta, Magnoliopsida, Lamiales, Oleaceae.
AUGGCUGGAUUAGAUGAGAACUUUCCGGGUGUGAUCAGGCCAUCAAGUAUUCAAGGGGCAUUGAGGCCUGGAGGUGAAAAGCUUCCAGUGGCAUUUGGACAUAGUAGAAGGGCAUUGACUGCAAUCAAUAAGAACAUAAUAGGAAUUCCCCCUUACCCAUCUGUUGUUCACAAGAGAGGUGUCUUGACAGAAAAAAAUGCUAUCAGUAACAAGAAACCUGAUGUUCCGGUGCACCGACCCAUCACUAGGAAGUUUGCUGCACAAAUGGCUUGCAAACAACAGCAUCCAUAUAUUAAGGAAACCAAGCCAUCAAUCCAACAAGAAGAUUCCAAUACACGUCAAUUGGUAGACUGCCUCAUUGUUGAUGCAGAGGACUACAAAGUAAUUGGUGACUAUGAUGUCCCAAUGUCCGUGCAACAUACAGAAGCUAUGCUCGAAGAAAUUGAUCGAAUGGAUGCGGAAAUUGAAAUGGAAGAAAUUGACGAGGAGGAGCCAGUUGUGGACAUAGAUAGUGCUGAUAAGAAGAAUCCACUUGCAGUUGUCGAAUAUAUUGACGACAUAUAUGCCUACUACAAAAAGACGGAGAGUUGUAGCUGUGUCCCACCAAACUAUAUGGAACAGCAGUCUGACAUCAAUGAAAGGAUGAGAGGUAUUCUUAUCGACUGGCUGAUUGAGGUGCAUUACAAGUUCGAACUGAUGGACGAGACGUUAUAUUUAACUGUUAGUCUCAUCGAUAGAUUCUUAGCCAUCCAACCAGUGAUAAGAAAGAAACUCCAGCUCGUUGGAGUGACAGCUAUGCUCAUUGCCUGCAAAUACGAAGAAGUCUCUGUUCCUGUUGUGGAGGAUCUUAUUUUGAUUUCUGAUAGAGCUUACUGCAGAAAAGAAGUUCUUGAUAUGGAGUGGGAUAGUGUACAAGGUGGUGUUAGGUGGAGGUGUCAAGGGGUGAGGAUCAGGUGUGGGGGGUUCAAUGGUGGUUGCAGUGAGGCGUCUCAGCGAGGAAGACACCAUGUGGAGGUUUAA